AUGGCGGCAACAACAAGUGGAAAUCGAAAUAAUGAAGCAUUAAAAAAUUCUCAAGAAUCUUCCAUAUCUCGACGUAGUACAUCAUCACAUUUAUUUCCUGUUGAUUCAUCAUCAUCAUCGAAUUCAAGUAGUAAAAAGUUUUCAGCAAGUUCAUCAAGUUUAUCUCCGUUUGUUGAAAAAAAACAAGCAAUCGCACGACGUGGUGCAUUAAGACAAAAGAAUAUUUAUACUGUCAAAUCGCAUCAAUUUAUUCCAAGAUUUUUCAAAACACCCACAUUUUGUUCUCAUUGUCGAGAUUUUAUUUGGGGUUUUGGUAAACAAGGAUUUCAAUGUCAAAUUUGUUCUCUUGUUGUUCAUAAGCGUUGUCAUGAAUUUAUCAGUUUUAUAUGUCCUGGUAUUGAUAAAGGAGCGGAUUCAGAUGCUCCACGAAAUAAUCAUAAAUUUCUUAUUCAUACAUAUACGUCACCGACAUUCUGUGAUCAUUGUGGAUCUCUUCUAUAUGGACUCAUACAUCAAGGUCUUAAAUGUCAAAGCUGUGAUAUGAAUGUUCAUAAGAAAUGUCAAACACUUGUACCAGAGUUAUGUGGUCUUGAUCAUACAGAACGUCGAGGCCGAAUACAUUUACGUAUAACAUUUGAACGUGAAAAUAAAUUAAUUAUUGAAGUAAUUGAAGCAAGAAAUUUAAUUCCAAUGGAUCCAAAUGGUUUGAGUGAUCCAUAUGUUAAAAUAAAAUUAAUUCCAACAACAUCAGAUGGAAGUAAAAAACAACAUUUAAGUAAAUAUAAAACAAAAACAGUACGUGCAACAUUAAAUCCUCAAUGGUAUGAAAAAUUUACAAUUGAAUUAACGGAUGAUGAUAAAGAUAAACGAUUAUUAAUUGCUGUUUGGGAUUGGGAUAGAACAUCGAGAAAUGAUUUUAUGGGUUCACUAUCAUUUGGUGUUUCUGAAUUAAUGAAAGGAUCAGUUGCAGGCUGGUUUAAAUUAUUAACACAAGACGAAGGAGAUUUUUAUUCAGUACCUGUACCAAGUGAAGAGGGUUUAAAAAUUCCCAUAAGACAACCAACUGUAACUGUAUGCAAAAGAAAACUUCCUACUGUAAGAGAAAUGAGUAAUCGUUCUGAUCUAUCAAGUAGUGGAAGUAUUAAUUUAAAUGAUCAAACAGUAAUGCGUUCCAAUUCUCAAACACAAGCAGUUAAAGUAACAGAUUUUAAUUUUAUUAAAGUACUUGGUAAAGGUUCAUUUGGAAAAGUUGUUCUUGCUGAACAUAAAGGAUUAGCAGAUGAAUUAUAUGCAAUAAAAAUUUUAAAAAAAGAUAUUAUUGUACAAGAUGAUGAUGUUGAAUGUGUAAUGAUUGAGAAACGAGUUUUAAUGUUAAAUGAUAAACCAAAAUUUCUUGUACAACUUCAUUCAUGUUUUCAAACAGUGGAUCGAUUAUACUUUGUUAUGGAAUUUGUUAAUGGUGGUGAUCUCAUGUAUCGUAUUCAACAUGAAGGAAAAUUUAAAGAACCAGUUGCAUGUUUUUAUUCAGCUGAAAUUGCAGUAGGUCUUUUCUACCUUCACAAAAAGGGUAUAAUCUACAGAGAUCUAAAGCUGGAUAAUAUUUUAUUGGAUAGUGAAGGACAUAUUAAAAUAGCCGAUUUUGGAAUGUGUAAAGAAGGAAUAAUCAAUGAUAGGAAAACAUCGACUUUUUGUGGAACACCAGAUUAUAUUGCCCCAGAAAUCAUUUUAUAUCAAAAAUAUGGUAAAAGUGUUGAUUGGUGGGCAUAUGGUGUAUUACUCUUUGAAAUGCUUGCUGGUCAACCACCAUUUGAUGGUGAAGAUGAAGAAGAACUUUUUACAGCUAUUACAGAUCACAAUGUAUCCUAUCCAAAAUCAAUGUCAUUUGAAGCUGUGUCCAUUUGCAAAGGAUUAAUGACAAAAAAUCCUCAAAAAAGACUUGGUUGUCAUGUAACAGAUGGUGAACGUGAAAUAAAAGAUCAUUCCUUUUUUCGACGUAUCGACUGGCUACGAAUUGAAGCUCGUGAAUUACAACCUCCAUUUAAACCUAAAAUUAAAAAUGCUCGUCUAGCGGAAAAUUUCGAUAAAUGUUUUACAAACAAUCCAUUGAAAAUGACAUCAUGUGAUCCACUUGUACUUGCAUCAAUCAAUGAAGAUACAUUUCAUAAUUUUUCUUUUUAUAAUCCAUUUUUCAUGAUUGAACAAAGGAUCUUAUGA
Messenger RNA from Rotaria sp. Silwood2, 2214 nucleotides. Lineage: Eukaryota; Metazoa; Rotifera; Eurotatoria; Philodinida; Philodinidae. The record is from the annotation of a GenBank genome assembly.